UUUCCUCAAGUUUCCUGUAUCGUCGACAGUCGAGCGAGGUAGGCUCGGGCCUUUCUCCUCUCCACGUCCUUUGUGCCUUCAGCAAGUCGUUUCACGCCGCCGGCGUGCGUGUUUUUAUUUACUUUCUUUUUAUGGACGGAGGAAAGGCCGUUACUGUUUUAAGGCAUGAUGACGAUGCUGUGGCUGUUGACGCUUGCCGCUGGGGCCUUGGCUGCCGACGUGCUGGACCCCGACGACUGCACCGCCUUUCCGUGCCUCAUCUUCCACGACGAGUUCGACUUCCUGGACCAUGAUGUCUGGGAGCACGAAAUUACCUUGUCGGGAGGCGGGAAUUGGGAGUUCCAGGCGUACGUCAAUAACAGGAGUGUGAGCUACACCCGCGACUCCACCCUCUUCAUCAAGCCGCAACUCACGUCGGACUGGAGGGGCGAAGCGUUCUUGACCAGCGGCGAACUCAACGUGUGGGGCUUGAACGGCCGCGGCAGCGUGUGCACCAGCAACGCCUUCUACGGCUGUAACCGCGUCGGCACCGCCACCAACCUCAUCAACCCCAUCAUGAGCGCCAGGCUUCGGACUCUCAGCGACUUUGCUUUCAGGUACGGCCGCAUCGAGGUUCGUGCGAAGAUGCCCCGCGGAGACUGGCUGAGGCCGGCCAUCUGGAUGCUGCCCCAGAACUGGCCCUACGGAGAGUGGCCCGCCAGCGGAGAGAUCGACAUUGUGGAAUGCAGGGGCAAUGAUCGCUACGGUUCCAUCAACAACCAAGUGUGCAGCUCCGCCAUGCACUGGGGACCCUUCUGGACUCAGGACUUCUUCGACAUGACAACCACCGAGUACACCUCCGACUUCGCUGACUCAUUCCACGUCUGGCGCAUUGACUGGACCAGCACUGACAUCAAGUUCUACUUGGACGGCGAGCUCAAGAUGACCGUUGACCCCGGCACCAACUUCUGGAACUUCGCUGGCUUGGACUCCACCUAUGACAACCCGUGGGUCGCCGGUGAUAAGAUGGCGCCCUUCGACGAGAAGUUCUACAUCGUCAUAAACCUAGCUGUGGGCGGCGUCAACGGCUUCUUCCCUGACGGCAUCGUCGCCAACAAGCCCUGGGAAAAUAGCUCCCCCCAUGCCCCCCUCGACUUCUGGAAAGGGCGUGACAGUUGGCUGCCUUCCUGGGAGCAGGGCGAGGGCAAGAUCAGCGAGGGCGCGGCCUUGAAGGUGGACUACGUGAAGGUGUGGAAGAUGGAGAGUGAGCAAGGUCUCCGCAGCCAGCCCCAACACCUCGGGCCGGUUCGACAGUCCAACAGAGUGAUUGUAAGCGCCCAAACCAGACUAUAAUCUCCACAAUCAUCCGUUUUUUCUUCGCAAUACCAGAUACUAAAGAGCCUUCCCGUGUGGUCAGCUAAAAUUUAAUCCUUUUUAUAUCAAUCGCAAACACACUCCAAGGAAUUUUCGUAGUAUUUUGUGUUUGGUUGGGGAGCUUACGAACUUGCUGUACUGGACUGUAAAACUGUCCCCUCGUCUCCGCCGCCCUCCCCUGGUGACGGACUGACGAGCCCAGUGUUGAGUUCUAUCAUGUUCGUCAGUGCACACGUUGCUCACAUUCGCGACUAAAAACGAAAACAAAACGCCAUCAAUUCUUUCGUCUUGAGAAACAUUUUAAUCAUGGUGUAGCUGAUGGACAAUAAAUAAUGAGUAGCA
Messenger RNA from Eriocheir sinensis (Chinese mitten crab), 1695 nucleotides. RefSeq names its product beta-1,3-glucan-binding protein-like. Gene Ontology annotation, molecular function: hydrolase activity, hydrolyzing O-glycosyl compounds. The record is from RefSeq and is a predicted model, not a curated record. The transcript has 12 exons. The coding region runs from base 166 to 1332 and encodes 388 amino acids. NCBI's taxonomy places the organism in Eukaryota, Metazoa, Arthropoda, Malacostraca, Decapoda, Varunidae. Gene Ontology annotation, biological process: carbohydrate metabolic process.